Molecule: messenger RNA, 494 nt
Organism: Pollicipes pollicipes
Lineage: Eukaryota; Metazoa; Arthropoda; Thecostraca; Pollicipedomorpha; Pollicipedidae
Product: homeobox protein rough
Exons: 4
Coding region: 1-486 (161 amino acids)
Biological process (GO): regulation of DNA-templated transcription
Molecular function (GO): DNA-binding transcription factor activity, RNA polymerase II-specific; DNA binding
Source: RefSeq, a predicted model, not a curated record
AUGCCGUUCCACUCGCCGGAGACGCUGCGGCCCUUCGACCUGCACUUCGGCGGCCUGCCAGCCUUCUUCGCUCGUCGGCGCAGGAAGGACGCUCGCCAGCGGCGGCAGCGGACCACCUUCACAUCGGAGCAGACGCUGCGGCUCGAGAUGGAGUACCACCGCAACGAGUACAUUUCCCGGCCGCGCAGAUUUGAGCUUGCUGAAAGCCUGGAUCUCACUGAAACGCAAAUAAAGAUUUGGUUUCAAAACCGGCGGGCGAAAGACAAGAGAAUCGAGAAAGCCCAAGCGGACCAGCAAUACCGGUGUAUGGCGCUGGCAUCGGGUCUGGGCAGCGGUCUCGCUGGUGGCGGUCUGGCCAGCGGCUGUCUGCCCGCCGGCUACGGGGAGCCAUCACUGAACUGCAGCCUCUGCUACAUCAAGCCGCCGGCGGCGACGGUGGCGGCGACGUCUCCGCUGCUCGCGCCGCCCGCGUCAUCCUACCGAUAGAGCCGGGU